AUGAAGAAAACGCUCAAUAACCCAGAUGGCAGUAACGAUUUGGUGACAGUGGUGACCCUAGCACAUCAACAGGUGAACAAAACGUUAGUGUUGUCUGUGCUUAAAAAGAUCAUGGACAAGUAUUUUGAGUUUCGAGAAGAUAUUCUGAACGCAGCUGAAAGAGACGGCAAUCUGUCGGCUGAACAACAGGCAAAAACAAAAUUGGGCGAGUUCAAGUUGUACAUGACGCAAAUCAUUCGUUUCGAGGAAAUGCAGUAUGACACAAAUCUGCACAUUUACAACUAUGGCUCUACGAAUGACAAUCAUGGAAAUGGCGAACAGAGCUCAGAUGUGAUUACUCCAAAUCAGUUGGUAGCAGCAAACGAAGAAGUAGAUGAAGUACGUUCGCUUAUGCUUGAUAACAUCAAUAAGCUCCUUAGCAGAGGGGAUAAAGUGAACUCUUUGGUGGACCAGACUGAUAGACUUACAUCUUCAGCGCAAGUUUUCCAGAAAAGCGCUCUUUCUGUGAGAAGAAAGAUGUGGUGGAAUAACGUUCGACUUAUAGCCAUGCUUAGUGGCGGCCUUGCGGUCUUACUCUACUUGUUUUUCGGUUUUGAGUGUGGAUAUCCUUUCAUGCUGAAAUGUUUUCACUAA
Clavispora lusitaniae ATCC 42720 is the source of this 633-nucleotide messenger RNA. RefSeq lists its product as uncharacterized. Gene Ontology annotation, biological process: vesicle-mediated transport. The record is from RefSeq and is a predicted model, not a curated record. Lineage: Eukaryota; Fungi; Ascomycota; Pichiomycetes; Serinales; Metschnikowiaceae. Gene Ontology annotation, cellular component: membrane.